Prosopis cineraria is the source of this 2980-nucleotide messenger RNA. Its product is annotated as G-type lectin S-receptor-like serine/threonine-protein kinase SD2-5. The coding region runs from base 367 to 2823 and encodes 818 amino acids. The record is from RefSeq and is a predicted model, not a curated record. Gene Ontology annotation, biological process: protein phosphorylation. The transcript has a single exon. NCBI's taxonomy places the organism in Eukaryota, Viridiplantae, Streptophyta, Magnoliopsida, Fabales, Fabaceae. Gene Ontology annotation, molecular function: ATP binding; protein serine/threonine kinase activity.
ACCGCCCCACUGCAGAUUCAUGAAAACAGUCAACGACCCCUGUCUUCAAAUCCCACUUGUUCUGUGUCGCAUCCUCAUUCUUACCCCACCGCAUAAUUGCCAUGCAUUAGCAAAUCCACGGUUCCCCCAGUUAUGGUUAUCUCUUGACUCUCUGCAACUUGCUCUCCCUUUGACUCUCAUGAUCAAAUUUAAAGAGUAACCGGUGCCUAUUUUGUCGGCUUCUUCUCAAGUUGCUCGUCCUACUUCUGACUUCUGCUCCAGCAAGUCAGAUCACCUAUAAGCUCUCAAUAUGAGUCUGUGACUUGCUAAAUGUCCUUCUUUCUUGUAUCGAGUUUUUCUCUCGAGUAACAAAUUCUUGGAACGAUCAUGGAAAAAAAUCUCCUGUCUUUGUUCCAUAUAAUUGCUCCCUUCAUCUUGGUGUCGAUUCUUUCCCUUUCGUCUGAAGUCUGUCUAGGGAGGGUUCUAAGUGUUGGCAAGAUCUCUCCAGGAUUUCAAGGAUCUUAUAUGAGAUACAUAGACAAUGGUGGCAAGUUUCUCGAGUCAAACAGUGGAGAAUUCUCCUUUGGCUUCAUCUCUACAACAAAUGACACCUCAUUAUUUCUACUAGGAAUCGUCCACAGGGCUACCGCUACAGUGGUUUGGACUGCAAACAAAGGAAGUCUUGUUUCAGAUUCUGAUAACUUUGUGUUUGAUGAAAAUGGUAACGCCUUCUUACAGAAAGGAAGAUCCAUGGUCUGGUCUACAGAUACUAGUGACAAAGAGGUCUCGUCAAUGGAAUUGUUGGACACAGGAAACCUAGUUUUGCUUGGGAACAAUGGAAGCGUUGUUUGGCAGAGUUAUAGCUACCCAACGGAUACCUUGUUUCCAAAUCAAGUCUUCACAGAAGGAAUGAAACUUAUCAGUGAGCUUUCACCUCAUAACUUGACCUAUGUUCUUGAGAUCAAAUCUGGUGACGUCAUUCUUUCCGCUGAUUUCUUAGCUCCUCAGACUUACUGGUCCUUACAGAAGGAUAACCGCAAGACCAUUGAUAAAGAUGGUGGUCUUGUGGCUUCAGCAUCACUGACUGAAAAUUCCUGGAGGUUCUAUGAUAAAAACAAAUCCUUGUUGUCGCAAUUUAUUUUUGCUGGAGAUUCAGGGGCGAAUACCACUUGGGUUGCUGUUUUGGGAAAUAAAGGUUUUCUCACUUUCUUUGGUUUACAAAGUGAAGGUGCAAGGAGUGUUUCUCCAAUUAGAAUUCCACAAAACUCUUGUAGUACACCACAACCUUGUGGCCCAUAUUACAUAUGUACAGGUGAUAACAACUGUCGUUGUCCUUCUGUUCUUAGCUCUCGUUCGGAUUGCAAGCCAAGGAAUAUUGUCUCUUCUUGUAAUGACUCUAAAAGUUCUGUUGAGCUCGUGAAAGCUGACCAUGGAAUCCAUUACUUUGCGCUUGAUUUUCUUCCACCCUCUUCAAGAACUGACUUGAAUGGUUGCAAAGAUUCUUGCCUUGGUAAUUGCUCGUGCCUUGCUAUGUUCUUCCAUAAUAACUCAGGGAACUGUUUUUUGUUAGACAACAUAGGAAGCUUCGAGACUUCUGAUGCAAAUUCAGGGUUUGUUUCUUACAUCAAAGUCUCGACUUCAGGAAGCAGAGGUAGUAAUGAAAGGAGCAAGAAUCGCACCAUAGUUGCUGUGAUCUUUGCCUUAUCUACAUUACCUGUAAUAUUGGUUGUCUCUUAUUUGGGAUUUCGAUACUGCAGAAGAAAGCCAAAAUUGGAUGAUCCUUCUGGGGAAUAUUCAGAAGAUGACGUCGUCUUGUUGCGGAAUUUAACUGGCUUGCCAACUCGUUUUAGCUACAAAGAUCUUGAAAUAGCAACAAAUAAUUUCUCAGUGAAGCUGGGACAAGGGGGUUUUGGUUCGGUUUAUAAAGGGAUUCUACCGGAUGGGACUCAUGUAGCCGUGAAGAAACUGGAAGCCACUGGGCAAGGAAAAAAAGAGUUUAGAGCAGAAGUUAGCAUCAUCGGAAGCAUCCAUCAUCAUCAUUUGGUUAGGCUUAAAGGCUUUUGUGCAGAAGGAUCUCACAAGCUUCUUGCUUAUGAGUACAUGGCAAAUGGGUCAUUGGAUCAAUGGAUAUUCAAGAAAAGCGAUGGAGAAUUCAUGCUGGGUUGGGAUACCAGGUUUAAUAUAGCACUGGGAACAGCAAAAGGACUAGCUUACCUCCAUGAAGAUUGUGACUCCAAGAUUGUACAUUGUGACAUCAAACCAGAAAAUGUGCUUCUUGAUGACAAUUUCCUUGCUAAAGUAUCAGACUUCGGUUUGGCCAAGCUAAUGAAUCGUGAACAAAGCCGUGUUUUCACAACACUCAGGGGCACAAGGGGAUAUCUAGCACCAGAGUGGAUCACAAACACGGCUAUAUCAGAGAAAAGUGAUGUUUAUAGCUAUGGGAUGGUGUUGUUGGAGAUCAUUGGAGGAAGGAAGAAUUAUGAUCCUAAUGAAACUUCAGAGAAUUUCCAUUUCCCAUCUUUUGCUUUUAAGAUGAUGGAAGAAGGGAAACUGAGAGAUAUUGUUGAUUCAAAGUUGGAAAUAGAUGAAAACGAUGAAAGACUUCAUAAUGCUAUUAAAGUCUCAUUUUGGUGCAUGCAGGAAGACAUGUCUCGAAGACCUUCCAUGGCCAAAGUUGUUCAAAUGCUUGAGGGUCUCUGUGUUGUUCCUGAGCUUCCAACUUGUUACCCAUUGGGUUUUCGCCUUUACUCGUCUCUGUUUCAUCCCACCCGAGAAGGAGUUGAACCAUCAAACUUUAAUAAAGGUUCUUAUAUCUCUGCAGUUCAUCUUUCAGGACCAAGAUAACAAUAACGCAUUUAUUUGGUACCAAUGACACAGUUAGAUAUCUGCAAUGUAAAUUUUGUUGAGUUUCAUGAGGGAUAUAUAGUUAUCAGGUUUCAUGUUCAGAUUGUUUCCAGCGUUACAUGGUGAAAGCAAUUUGAUUAAUAUUUAUAAAAUACCA